Molecule: messenger RNA, 960 nt
Organism: Anthonomus grandis grandis
Lineage: Eukaryota; Metazoa; Arthropoda; Insecta; Coleoptera; Curculionidae
Product: piggyBac transposable element-derived protein 3-like
Exons: 1
Coding region: 1-960 (319 amino acids)
Molecular function (GO): sequence-specific DNA binding
Source: RefSeq, a predicted model, not a curated record
AUGGCAGAAAUUGAAAACCUUGAUGACGAUGAGUUGAUUCCUGAUGCUAUUGCCGUUCUACCGCCAGUUAACGCAAAUGAAUAUAACACUGAUGAAGAUUUCGGCGACGAAAAUGAAGUGGAUAUAAACAACCUUCCUGGAAGUCAGCUGAUGACUGAAGUUAAGGUAAUAUUUGAAAAUAAGGGAUCUAACCAAACUACAGUUGAGAGUGAUUUUGAUAGCGACGAUGACCUACCUUUAUCUAUCUUUCUUAGGAAAAAACGACCAAAAUUAUCGACCUCAAAACCAAAUUACUCUUGGAAAAAAGGUGACAUCAACCAAGAUUUUCCAGAAUGGGUAAACGCAAGUGGUCUAAAAAAUUCUUUAUUUCCUUUAGAACUAUUUUUUCAGUAUAUAGAUGACGAAAUUAUUGACUUGGUUGUAAAAUAUUCCAAUUUGUAUGCUAUUCAGCAUAAUCGCCAAGGUAAUAUACAUUCCAGUGAAAUAAAAUGUUUCGUUGGUGUUUUACUGCUCUCUGGAUACAACUCACUUCCUCGACGGUCAAUGUAUUGGGAAAAUAACAGUGACGCAGGAAAUAAGUUUUCGAAACUGAGGAAUUUGUUUUCUACUCUGAAUGAGAAAUUUCAGUCAUUUGCACCCCUUGAAGAGUGCCAUAGCGUGGACGAGUCGAUGGUACCCUAUUAUGGCGGUCAUGGAUCAAGACAGUACAUCCGAGGAAAGUCCAUUCGUUGGGGUUAUAAGGUAUGGGUGGGAACAACUAAAAAGGGGUACAUUGAAUGGUUUGAGCCGUAUCAAGAGUCCACAACUAUUAUUUUUGAAAAAUAUCAUCCUCUUGGCUUAGGGGCUAGUGUUGUACUUCAGUUUGCUGAUAUUAUUCAGUCUCAAUGUGAAAAAGCUCCUUUCUAUAUCUUUUGUGACAUUGUGAUUUUUUUACGUCAUUACGUCUGUUGGCUGAGCUGA